AUGGCCGAGUCUCAUGGAGUAGGUUUUGUGUGGUUAUCUUGGGUUAUUUGACCUCUUAAUCCGUUAGGCGUAUUUUUUAAAUUUUUUAAGUUUAUUUUGACUUUUUUAGGUUUAUUUAUGUAUUUUUCGUUUUUAGGCUUACGUUUGGUAUCUAAACCUUAUUUUUAAAUGUUUUUUAGGUUUAUAUCGGCUGUUUGAGGCUUACUUUUAGUUUUUUAAGCUUUUUUAAGUUUUAUAACCUUUAAGCUUAUCUAUUAUCUAUAAUUUAAGGCUUAUUUUCCGGCUUUUAUGUUAAUUUUCAGGUUUUUAAUGUUUUUUUUGGCUUUUUUUAAUUUUACUUUUAAAAUUUCCAGAAAAAGAAAAAGAGAGCUGCCUCGCCAAAAGAACCAUCUCCCCGUCCAGCGUUGACACCAAAAGAACGGCACGUCGAUGUGUACCAUGAGGACCAGAAAGUCAAGGCGGAACCUGUACAAGCUCCACGUCUGAAACUGCCGUUCAGGCCAGGCCAACCAAUCCCAUGGACUCCGAAGCCACGCAAAACACAACUGGAAACGAAUGAACAGAAGGUAAGUGGUAACUAUAAUACUUUUUUAGACAUUUUUUCUUAUUUUGACUUUGUAUUUGACAAUAUAUAAUACUAACAAUCAUAUUCCAGGCUAUUCGUGACGGCAAGCUCCGCUGUGUCCACAUGUGGCCAACUGAAGCCCACAAGCACGCUUUGCAACACCGUCCGAAGCCGUGGGUACGUGAUCCUGUGAUGAACAUCCUCCACAUUGACUUUUACGUUGGUAGAGUACCAUUGUGGUACAUUGAGACCAAGUUACUCAAGGUACCGGGUGACUUUAUCUUGUCACGAGCUCACGAUAACACUCCCAGAAUCUCGGUUAUGACCCACGAACGUGAUCACGCCGUAGCCACGUUCACCAUCGCGUUUGAGCAGUCGCAAAACAAAUCUGACAGAAACUUCUACUACAAAUUCGUUGGGACUAAUACUCACAGUAACUCGAUCUGGGGCCUUGUGUUACAGUAUCGAGAGAAUCCGGUAGGUUUUUUAGUUCUAGAGUAAGGUUGGGUAAAGUAGAGUUGAGUAGAAUACGGUAGGCCUACCGCGGUAGGGUAGGGCAGAGUAGGGCGGGUAGGGUAAGGUAGGGUAUUUUGAAAUAUACUGUACUUUUAACUUUUUUGUUCCAGAAGCUUCUAGAAGAAGAAACACGGAGAAAAGCGUCGUUACUGUACCCAGUUAUUCCGUGUCAGAGCUGUAUGUACGUUGACUAUGAGUACUAUUUUGCUCCGAUGCACAUUAGACACUUUGCGGACUUGGUACCAGGAGCUCCAAUCAGGGUUGGGAGGGAUGGUAAGGUAAUUUAUCUUCAUUUUUGCAAAACGAAGACAUCUUUUGUCUUAAAAAUAUACCUAAAAUACGAAAACUCAAAAUAUUCUAAAAAUACAAAACAUUUUGCGGUAUUUUAGGUUCUGAAAGGCACUCGUACCCUGCAUCAAGACUGGUUGUCCCCGCCCCAAACUGCUGUUCAUAACGCCAUCAUCAAGGAGUUUGAAGAAUAUUCGGCCGAGAUUCUGGACAAGAUCUUCCACGAACUUCACAUCGUUCAGAUCAUUCGACACACCAUCGGAUGGGAUACUGUAGUCAAUGUAGGCGGUGUGUACGUGUUCAAAAAGCCGUACAGUAUUGUGUACACGGAAUGCGAUGGGGGAUCGUUGCUGGAUUACUUCAAGCAGAAGGAACAUUCGGAAAAGGACAAAGUUGCGGUAGGGUGAAAUUUUGAUUUUUUUUUAAAUUUUGAAAAAGCAGAAUUUUUUAAAUUUAAAAUUUUUGGAACAUCAAAAUUUUAAUUUUAAAAAUAUUUUUAGAUCCUCUUGGACCUGGCAACGACUUUAGCCCACAUUCAUCAACAUCGUAUCUUGCAUGGUGAUAUCCAAGCACGAAAUGUGUUUGUUGACACUGCUGGCCCUUACUACAAGUAUGGAGGUAUGCACUAUUGUGUCAGAGUAUUGCCGAAGGAUGGUCCUGUGUAGGUUAUCUAAAAUCGUUUUUUUUUUACCUAAAAUGGUUUUUGUUACUUAAAAUAGUCAUUUUUACCUAUAAUAGUGGUUUUGUUACCUAAAAUGGUCUUCUUGUAAUCUGGGAUUGUACUUUUGAUACCUACAAGGUCUUUUGUUACCUAAAAUUGUAUUUUUGACACCUAAAACGACAUGAAUUUAAGCACCUAUUAAUUAAACUUUCAGGAUGUCAAGAAUCCACAAAGAAUUUCCACAUUCUCCACGACACACGGCUCCAGAAGUCGCUACAACCGGAAUUUUGAACGAAAAAACUGAAGUCAGUUUAGGUUUUGGUCAAUAAAUUUGGAACACCGAUUGAUUAUUGUUUUGCAAUUGCCUAAAAUAAGCUUUUCAUUUCCAUUUUCAGGUAUACUCAUUCGGAAUGUUGAUGUACGAAGUGAUGACGGGUGAGAAGCCACUCAAACAUUUGUCUGAUGAUGAAUAUUGGAAAAAGAUCAAGGAGGACAACAACAUGAGACCGGGUAGGACAAAUUGAUGCUUUGACCAAAAAUAUUUGAAUUUUAACGUUUAGGCUUAGAAAUUAUAUCAUAAUGUAAAACCAGAUCAACCAAUACCUUCCAGGCUUCUUAUUUUAACAAUACGUUUACUUUUAGUGAUCAUGAACUUGUCGCCCGCCAUCAAGAAGAUCAUUGACGAUUGUUGGAGUACUCACGUGGAAAAACGACCUAAAAUGGACGACGUGUGUCAAGCCUUGUACAACAUCAAGGAGAAGGAGGAUACCAUCAAUACCACACAGGAAAACAGCAAAGAACAAAAACAUACUGAGACUCAUUGA
This is a messenger RNA of Bursaphelenchus okinawaensis, 2854 nucleotides long. NCBI's taxonomy places the organism in Eukaryota, Metazoa, Nematoda, Chromadorea, Rhabditida, Aphelenchoididae. The record is from the annotation of a GenBank genome assembly.